GACCGACGAUCCCAACCCAUACCAUUCCCAUCCCAUCCCAUCCAUGUUCACGGGAAGCCUCCGCCUCCGCCUCCUCCUCCAUUCCGCUUCAUGUCUCGCUAGAGCAACCCGUUCCCCUCACUUCCUCACUCCACCUCGAGCCAUGGCAACCCACUCUGCUGCCGCUUCCCCAUUCAAGAAGAUUGAGAUUCACAGAGGCGACACGAAAUUUGAUGCCUACGUGAUCGGGAAAGAGAACGCUCCUGGUAUUGUCGUCCUUCAGGAAUGGUGGGGUGUUGACUAUGAGAUCAAGAAUCAUGCUCAGAAGAUUUCGCAGUUUGAUUCGGGCUACAAGACAUUGAUUCCAGACUUGUACCGUGGUAAGGUCGGCUUGGAUGCUGCAGAAGCACAACAUUUAAUGGACGGUCUUGAUUGGCCCGGCGCCGUCAAGGAUAUUGAAGCUUCCGUCAAUUGGCUCAAGGCAAAUGGUUCGAACAAGGUUGGUGUGACGGGAUACUGCAUGGGCGGUGCUCUUGCAAUUGCGAGUUCUGUCUUGGUUCCUGGGGUCGAUGCUGUUGUUGGCUUCUAUGGUGUCCCUUCGCCACAGCUUGCGGAUCCUGCAAAUGCCAAAACACCUGUGCAGGCUCACUUUGGCGAACUCGAUAAGAUUGCUGGAUUCUCAGACAUACAGACUGGGAAAGCUUUAGAAGAGAAGCUGAAAGCCUCGAGAGUUCCCCAUGAAGUAUACUUUUAUCCUAAAGUUGGACAUGCAUUCAUGAACCAGUCGCCCGAGGGAGUGCAGAGGAGGAAGACCAUGGGAAUGGAUGCUGAAGAUGAUUCUGCAGUUGAGCUUGCUUGGACUCGAUUCAGAUCUUGGAUGAGUCGCUACUUGUCUGCGUGAGCUAUGUAUGUAUGCACGUAUAUCUAUGUGGCCCUCCUUUUGUCUAUAGAGUAAAUAAACAUGGCUCCGGUUUGUUUGGUAGUUGCAUUGCACUAACAGGCUUGGCGUGGUGUGGAUUGUUUGUGAUCUGUGGAGUGGAGUCUUUCUUUGUGGUAUUAAUUGUCAGCAUGUUGUUUUCUUAUGGGAUUUCAUGUUUUCUAACAUGUUGGCUGAUGAUGAUUGAUGCUGGUCGCCAUUGAUGAAGAUCCAUACGGUUGUGUGUAGUUUAACUUUUUGUUUCUCCCCAAUAAUAAUAAUUUAAUAUCUUUCUUA
Andrographis paniculata is the source of this 1192-nucleotide messenger RNA. RefSeq lists its product as uncharacterized. Gene Ontology annotation, molecular function: hydrolase activity. The transcript has 5 exons. The record is from RefSeq and is a predicted model, not a curated record. The coding region runs from base 44 to 880 and encodes 278 amino acids. Lineage: Eukaryota; Viridiplantae; Streptophyta; Magnoliopsida; Lamiales; Acanthaceae.